AUGAGGCUCUUGAAGGUAGCUACUUGUAAUCUUAAUCAAUGGGCUAUGGAAUUCGAUUCCAACACUAAUCAAAUCAAAGAUUCCAUUUCCAAAGCCAAACAAGCCGGCGCUGUCAUCCGUCUUGGACCGGAGCUCGAGAUUUCCGGUUAUGGCUGCGAAGACCACUUCUUAGAGCUCGACACCGUUAACCACUCAUGGGAGUGUUUGAAGGAUAUAUUGGUUGGUGAUUGGACUGAUGGCAUAGUGUGCAGUAUUGGAAUGCCUGUUAUCAAAGGUUCUGAGAGAUAUAACUGUCAGGUUUUGUGUUUCAAUCGGAAGAUUAUUAUGAUAAGACCCAAAAUGUGGCUUGCAAAUGAUGGUAAUUAUAGAGAACUUCGAUGGUUUACUGCUUGGAAACAAAAAGACCAACUUGAUGAUUUUCAGCUUCCUCUUCAUGUUUCUGAGGCAUUGGGCCAAAAAUCUGUUCCUUUUGGUUAUGGCUUUGUUAAGUUUCAAGACACAGCUAUUGCAGCUGAAGUUUGUGAAGAGCUUUUUACUCCAUCUCCUCCUCAUGCCGAGCUUGCAUUAAAUGGGGUUGAAGUGUUUAUGAAUGCAAGUGGAAGUCACCACCAACUUAGGAAGCUUGAUGUUCGUCUUCGUGCUUUUAUAGGUGCCACUCAUACUCGUGGAGGGGUUUAUAUGUACAGUAAUCACCAAGGCUGUGAUGGAGGUCGCCUUUACUAUGAUGGAUGUGCCAGUGUUGUGGUAAAUGGUGAUGUUGUUGCUCAGGGUUCCCAAUUUUCUUUAAAUGAUGUUGAGAUUGUGGUUGCUCAGAUAGAUCUAGAUGUGGUCGCGAGCCUUAGAGGAUCUUUAAGCAGCUUCCAAGAGCAAGCAAGUUGUAAAGUCAAGGUUCCUUCUGUAGAUGUACCAUACAAUCUAUGUCUUCCUUUUGACCUUAGAAUCCGCCUUUCUGUGCCACUUCAGAUAAAAUAUCAUUCUCCUGAGGAGGAAAUAGCAUUUGGACCCGGUUGCUGGUUAUGGGACUAUUUACGAAGAAGUGGAGCAUCUGGUUUCUUGCUCCCUCUUUCAGGUGGAGCAGACAGUUCUUCUGUUGCUGCAAUUGUUGGAUGUAUGUGCCAGCUGGUUGUAAAAGAAAUUGCAAAUGGGGAUGAACAAGUUAGAGCUGACGCUAUACGAAUCGGAAACUAUAAAGAUGGACAGUAUCCUACAGACAGCAGAGAGUUUGCCAAACGAAUAUUCUAUACGGUGUUUAUGGGAUCUGAAAACAGUUCGGACAUGACAAGAUCGCGAGCGAAGGUACUGGGUGAAGAAAUUGGUUCAUGGCACCUUGAUGUUAGCAUUGAUGGAGUUGUAUCUGCUCUUUUAUCAUUGUUCCAAACACUUACAGGAAAGCGGCCCCGCUACAAGGUAGAUGGUGGAUCUAAUGUUGAAAAUUUAAGCUUGCAAAACAUUCAAGCUCGAAUCAGGAUGGUGCUAGCUUACAUGUUAGCGUUACUCUUGCCUUGGGUUCACAACAAACCUGGGUUUUAUCUUGUCUUGGGGAGCUCCAAUGUGGAUGAAGGGUUACGUGGUUAUUUGACGAAGUAUGAUUGCAGCUCAGCAGAUAUAAAUCCUAUUGGUAGUAUAAGUAAGCAGGACCUUCGAGCAUUCCUGCGCUGGGCAGCCAUUCAUCUUGGUUACACAUCUUUGGCAGAUAUUGAAGCAGCUCCACCCACAGCUGAACUCGAGCCUAUACGUUCGAACUACAGUCAGCUUGAUGAAGUUGAUAUGGGAAUGACUUAUGAAGAACUAUCAGUUUAUGGAAGACUAAGGAAGAUUUUUCGCUGUGGUCCAGUUUCAAUGUUCCAGAAUCUAUGUUACAGGUGGGGUGCAAGAUUGACUCCAUCACAAGUGGCUGAAAAAGUAAAACACUUCUUCAAGUUCUAUUCUAUCAAUAGACACAAAAUGACCACCUUGACACCUUCCUAUCAUGCUGAGAGUUAUUCUCCAGAGGAUAAUAGGUUUGAUCUUCGCCAGUUUCUUUAUAAUGCAAGAUGGCCAUAUCAAUUUCAAAAAAUCGACGAACUCGUACGUGAGCUAGAUGUCAAAGAUGUUCAAGAAUCAGGAAACCACGAGACAGUGGCAGCUCUAUCAAAUGGUGUUGGUGGGAUGGGAGUUGCUGCAGCAGGUUCAGGCAACCCAAAUGUUGGAAUCUAA
Molecule: messenger RNA, 2196 nt
Organism: Lathyrus sativus (Indian pea)
Lineage: Eukaryota; Viridiplantae; Streptophyta; Magnoliopsida; Fabales; Fabaceae
Source: the annotation of a GenBank genome assembly